This is a messenger RNA of Penaeus monodon (black tiger shrimp), 1318 nucleotides long. Its product is annotated as glutamate receptor ionotropic, kainate 2-like. The transcript has 8 exons. NCBI's taxonomy places the organism in Eukaryota, Metazoa, Arthropoda, Malacostraca, Decapoda, Penaeidae. The record is from RefSeq and is a predicted model, not a curated record. Gene Ontology annotation, molecular function: ligand-gated monoatomic ion channel activity. Gene Ontology annotation, cellular component: membrane. The coding region runs from base 1 to 1209 and encodes 402 amino acids.
AUGGCUCUCGGCCACACCAUCGACAGGGCAAAGGUGGUCGACUUCAGCGAGAACCUCUAUAUUGACGAAUUCGCCAUCGCCUACAAGCGGCCGAAGCUCACCUCCGACAUCAUCGGCUUCACCAGGCCCUUCGCUCUCUCGCUGUGGAUAACGGUGUUCGUGGCGACUCUGUUCGUGUGCGCAACCACUUGGCUCAUUCUACGGUCUCACUCCGCCCUCUCUGACUCGCGGAGGCCGGGGCGCGACGGGGAUCCGGGCGCAGGGAACCGAACGCGUUUUCUUCGAGAUGUUGAGGAGUCUGUCCGCUGGACCAUCUGCCAUCUUAUUGGUCAGCCCGUGCCGCAGGAUCCCGCAGGCAACGGGCCCAGGAUCGCCGGCGGCCUGUGGCUCCUGUCGGCCUUCAUCCUGGGCGUGGUGUACCGGGGCAACCUCAAGGCCAUGCUCAUCCUGCCGAAGGUGGUGCUGCCUUUCGACACCCUGCAGGAGCUGACGGAGACCAACAUCCCCAUCUGGAUCCCCGAGGGAAAUCUCGUCCAUAAGGCCAUCAUGGCAGCAACGCCGGACUCGGCCUACUACCGCCUCCGGAAGCAGAUGCUGGUGCACCUGGACGUCCCGCGCGGCACCAGGGAGACCUUCGCCGGUAUCCACGCCGUCGCGUCGCCCAUGACCACCAUCGUGUUCCUCAUCGACCUCACCUUCUCGACGACAGGAAAAUGCAAAGUGUACGUCAUCUCGGAGCGCCUCUUCAAGACCGUCAGCAUGGGCUUAGUCAUGUCGAAGACGUUCGAUCAGAAGACGGAGCUGAAUCGAGCCAUAAAGCGACUGAAGGAAUUUGGGAUAAUCGAAUACCUGAGGACGACUGACAUGUUCAACGCCACCGAGUGUCUGAAGCCCCUGUCGUCCAGCGUGGCCUCGGGGGAGCUCAGGGCGCUUGACAUCGUUGACUUCCUCGGCGUUUGUGCCAUCUAUGCCUCGGGAAUCACUGUGGCCGCCGCGGUGUUCGUCCUGGAGCUCGUGCUGGGCCGAAGGAGGGAAGGGCGCGGCAGGGAAGGAGCGAAGGAUGGCGGCGAGGACAGGGAACACGGAGGACGCGGGGAGGACCGCAGUGAAGGACAAAAAAGGCGGAACGGGAAAGUGAGGCUGUGGCGACUCGGUGGAUUCGGCGACUCGCAUCUGACCCUCGGAAAUGCUCUCCCAUGCACAUAUUAGAAGGAGAAUUGGAAUUAAGCUCUUAAAUGUUAGAAAUGAAACACAGGUAGAACAAAUGAUGAUUACAUUGUAAAACACAAACGCAGUAAAACGGAGUUCCCCAACUCAC